AUGCCAACUGGAGACCUUGUGAAUGUAGCAGGAAUGGGCUCAUUGGUGAUUGAUACAAAUAAGGGCAUAAAGUAUGUUAGAAGUCAAAUUGAUGAGCAUGGAUAUUUCUUGGUGUUUGGUGGUGGAAUGUGCAAUGUGUAUGAUGGUCCAUCACUGGAAAGCUUAGUUAUGAAAGUGAAGAAGAAAGUGAAUAGGUGCUAUCCAUUGUCUUUAUUAUCUGAGAACCAAGUGGUUUUGAAAGCUAGUGUCCCUACUGAGACUUAG
Molecule: messenger RNA, 264 nt
Organism: Prunus armeniaca (apricot)
Lineage: Eukaryota; Viridiplantae; Streptophyta; Magnoliopsida; Rosales; Rosaceae
Source: the annotation of a GenBank genome assembly